GGACGAUUGCAUGGAAACGGUACCAAAUUUCCGCAACGGCUGUUUUAUUCGGUGACAAUGACAUCGAGCAUCACCACAACCACCACCGGGCUAGAGGUGCCACCGCUCGAGCUCAGCUUCGACACACCGAACCGGGAGCGAUUUAUGCGCAGCGACUUUCGUACCAACCGCAACACGUACGCGAUCCUGGGCCGCGGUAGUUACGGUGUCGUCAUCAAAGCAUCCUACCGGAACCGCCCGGUCGCGGUGAAGAUCCUGGAAAAGCCCGCCCACCGGCAGCGCUACGAUUCGCUGCUGAACGAAGCGAACGCACUGAACCUGCGCCACGACAACAUCGUAACGGUGCUGAAGAUUGUGGCCGGCAGUCGGUACGGGUUGGUCCUGAUGGAGCGGUUCGAUGGUCACUCCCUGCAGCGAAUUCUCAGCCACCAACGCAAGCACCCGAUCGCGGUUCAACACAAACUGCUCAUGCUGUGCGACAUUAUCAACGGCUUGUAUUUCUGCCAUCGGCACAAAAUCCUGCACCUCGACGUGAAGCCCCAGAACGUGAUCGUAACCCUGCACGCCGGUGGCACUCCCGCGGUGGAAGAACCCGGCUCCGUAGCCUGCCUGCGACUACGCAACUACCUCUGCAAGCUGUGCGAUUUCGGUUCAUCGAUGCGGCUCACACCGUGGCAGCGAAGCGAAACCCUAGUCAACCGUGGCACGAUCCGGUACAUGGCCCCCGAGCUGCUCCGUGGCCAGCAGCGCACCAGCGACGGGAUCAGCGAUCGGGCCGACAUCUACUCGUUCGGUGUGACGGUGUGGCAGCUCGACGAGGAACGCUUCCCGUACGACGAGAUCACCUGCAACGAGGUGAUCGUGUACAAUGUCGUGAAGAAGGGCUUGCGGCCGGAUAGUGCGGGUGCGGGUGUUGGGCCGCCAUUUUGUCCGCGUGUACCCAAUCUGCCGGUGCUGAGGGACAUCGGGUGUUUGCAUGGGAGUUUGCGCGCGUCGAUUGGCUUCUCCGGUGGUGGUACGUGGCCGCUGCGCUUUGAAUCCGACGCUAUAAACGAUGUGCUCAAGCGGCAGGGCAUUGCCGUGGAGUAUCAACGGGCGUGCGGGAAGGGUGUGAAGAAACCUCCGGUGGGUGUUUGCUGGCCGGAAGGACAAUCGGGCGAGCUUACUGCUGGGUUGCUUGGUGUGCUGUUUAGCGAUCGGUUCGUGCUGUCGGAUCGCGAGCAUUUUCAGCUGAAGCAAACGCUGCGAUCGCUUUACCGGAAGUGUUGGGUGAGUGAGCCAAUGGAUCGACCGGAUGCGGCCACGGUUCGGGACACCAUUCAUCAGGCGUUGCAGGACAUCAUGCAGUAUAAGUGCGUGAAUUAG
This is a messenger RNA of Anopheles nili, 1365 nucleotides long. RefSeq names its product mitogen-activated protein kinase kinase kinase 7 (gene Mos). The transcript is spliced from 3 exons. The record is from RefSeq and is a predicted model, not a curated record. Bases 58 to 1365 code for a protein of 435 amino acids. Gene Ontology annotation, biological process: protein phosphorylation. Gene Ontology annotation, molecular function: ATP binding; protein kinase activity. NCBI's taxonomy places the organism in Eukaryota, Metazoa, Arthropoda, Insecta, Diptera, Culicidae.